CUGUGAUAAAAGCAUCUUAGAUCAGUGCUGCUGCUUUACUUCUCUGCUGCUGCUGCUUCAGAUCAUCCUGUCAUCAAAGGUUCAAGUGUCGUCCACUCCUCAUCCUAUCAAUGUCCACCAUGUCCAACUGCAUCAGGACAGAGAACCAGGCCAGGGCUGCAUUCCAGUCAGCCAGUAAAAGGCCGGACCCCAAAGACCGGGUGGAGUACUACAACUCCUGGGCUGAAACCUAUGACAAGGAUCACACCCUGGUGAGCUACAGUGCACCUGAGCUGGCCGUCAACUUCCUGUUUGAACACUAUAAAGGAAAUCCUGAAGAAGCGCUUGUUCUGGAUGUUGCCUGUGGGACUGGAUUGGUGGCUAAAAGGAUGAAUCAAUUGGGUUUCAGACACUUUGUUGGAGUGGAUGGCAGUAAAGGCAUGCUGGAUAAGGCUAAUGAUACCGGUCUCUACCAGCAUCUGGAACACACCCUACUGGGUUCAGAACCACUACCUGCAGAACCUGGUAAGUUUGAUGUGGUGAUGAUUGUUGGUGCUUUACGUCCUGGUUUGGUACCAAUCAGCGUCAUCGAGGAACUCUACAAAGCUGCCAAACCAGGCGCCUACAUUUGCAUGUCGAGGGUCAACCCGAUACCCGAGGAUGCAGAUGAAUACAAGGACAAGAUGGAGGCACUGCUGAAGCUGAUGGAGGAUCAGCAUCUUUGGUCUCACGUGGCGACACAAGCCACAGACAAAUACAUGAAGGACCUUUACCAUAACUGUGACAAAGAAGUGGACGAGGACCACUACCUCACUGGAACCUUGUACCUCUUCAAGAAACACUGCUCAGCCUGAGCACCAGAGGCUACAUCUGAACAUCAGAAGAUCUGAUGACAGCAGAUUUAAUAUCGAUUCAAACACUGUGAUAGAAUUAAAAACAAUAAAGUGUUUUCAAUCGGUGCUGCU
Messenger RNA from Cynoglossus semilaevis (tongue sole), 944 nucleotides. RefSeq names its product methyltransferase-like protein 27. The coding region runs from base 111 to 833 and encodes 240 amino acids. The transcript is spliced from 6 exons. NCBI's taxonomy places the organism in Eukaryota, Metazoa, Chordata, Actinopteri, Pleuronectiformes, Cynoglossidae. The record is from RefSeq and is a predicted model, not a curated record.